AUGACUGAACCAAAAAACAAAGCUCCAACCUCCGACGAGGAUUCCAGCUCUGCCGAUCAGAAACUCAACGCGACGAGCGACUUGUUUUUACAGAGCCAAGAUCUCCAGAACUGCAACUGGCAGCAGCUCAUGGAAAUGUUUUCUAGUGCGCUGCGAGAACAUGAGCGUAUUGAUCAUGAUCUCCAGGAAGAGGCCACUCAAUUGCUCAAGGUUUUCGUUACUUGGUCUGAAGUAACCGUUUCUCGCGAUGAAGCUCGGUCAUAUAAAAGAUUCCAGACUCGCAUGCAAUAUGUACAGAAUACCGAACGUGAAUUGGCGGAGAAGAAGAAACACUAUGGAAAUGUCGUGAAAGCCUUUGAAAACGCGUUGGCCCUCUUAAAGUAG
Messenger RNA from Talaromyces proteolyticus, 384 nucleotides. RefSeq lists its product as uncharacterized. The record is from RefSeq and is a predicted model, not a curated record. NCBI's taxonomy places the organism in Eukaryota, Fungi, Ascomycota, Eurotiomycetes, Eurotiales, Trichocomaceae. The coding region runs from base 1 to 384 and encodes 127 amino acids. The transcript is spliced from 4 exons.